AGUAGCGGCACAAGUCAAUGUAAUUCUGAUGAGCCUCCUUGCAAGCGACGAAAGGUGGAUGAUCUCUCGCAGACAACUGGUGAUGAUUCUUUGGCGUUCGAAGACGAAGACGCGGAAACGCUUUCUAUGCGUUUGAAACUCAUCGAGUCAUUGCAGAACAAAAUUGCAGCAGUGGAUAAGGAAAGAGAAGAUGGCGAGGUGACCGAUGAAGAAGCAUCGGGAACACCUAGACCUAGUUCGCAAACAAGAAAGGAAACGUCAUCGUCGUCCAGGUUGAGGAAGACCGGUCAUGGCUCCGAUAACCAGGAACGCAGAGACAGAGGUGCUAGUUCAUCAUUACGCUCCAGUUCGUCGCAUCGCUCAAAAAGGCAACGUGAAGAGACACAUGGGAAAACUGAUACGCCCAAUACGAAACACAAGCCUGUGGAUAUGGUCGAAAGCUGUAACCCAUCUUCUAUUAGGAUUCAAGUUCGUGAAGGUGGUGGAAGAGUGGCACAGCUAUCAACAUCCACUAAGCCUAAGGAUAUGGCUUCUUGUCCACAAAAACCGAAACCAAUCAGCGUUCAGUGUGUACAAAUCGAACCUCACUUUUCGAAUCUAUCGGAGAAAACUGAUAACUAUGAAGAUGUUGGAAUGGAUGUAGAGUCUUCACACUCGAGUUGUGAUUCUGACACCGGCCACGGAGACAAUGAAGGGAUACCUUCACCGCGGCACCGCAUAAUCUCAGAUGCAGAUGAAGCUCAACUCCGAGAAAUGCUUUUGCAUCAGGUCAUUCUUAACAGAAAACGAAACGCUGAAAGUGCUGGUCAAAGUAGUAGCGCCUCGAUCUGCGAUGGGCGUGCUGCUGAUGGCCCUUCACGAGCGAACGUUUCUGAGUGUGGUGAUGAGGAAGAAACUGCGGAUACUGUGGAUGUGAAGAAUGUACUCAUCCAAACAAGCGAAGUGAACAAUGAAAUAGUUCAGGAAGCUGAAACGUCGAAUUCGGCUUUUCUCGCUGGGAGUAGCGGCGCAAGUCGAUGUAAUUCUGAUGAGCCGCCUCGCAAGCGACGAGAAGGGAUAAGCAGUCACAGUUGGGUGAGCUGGACUCUGAAAUAUCAGAGAGAAUGUCCUUCCUCGAUCAAUCUUUGCAUCGUAGGGCUGAAU
This is a messenger RNA of Ostertagia ostertagi, 1143 nucleotides long. The record is from the annotation of a GenBank genome assembly. NCBI's taxonomy places the organism in Eukaryota, Metazoa, Nematoda, Chromadorea, Rhabditida, Trichostrongylidae.